AUCCGGCCCCCGCAGCGCAGCCCUUUUGUGGGUCUCUGGCGCAGUUGUAGUUGUAGUUGUAGGUAUAAGAAGGGCGUAAAGGAAAAGCACCAGGCACUCUGUCGUGACCAGGAGUCAGGACGGAUCUCUUAAAGCCAGUUUUGGAACUGACAGAACAGCUUGGAUGUCAUCUUCACUAAAGGGCUCCUUUAGUGAUGCAGCUUAUUAGGCUGUGAAACUGAGGGUGUGUUUGACAGAUCUCCAAAAUGGACAACAUAACAGCCGACGCUAAUGUGGGACUCAAGCUCAAGUGUAACAUGACCGGGCACCACAAUUUCAUCUUCACGUUCAUCCCAGUAGUCUAUAGCUGCAACUUUAUCAUCGGAAUUGUAGGCAACAGCUUGGUAGUCGCUGUCAUCUACUACUGUUUGAAGCUGAAGACCAUUGCAAACAUAUUUGUUUUGAAUUUAGCAGUGUCAGACUUGACUUUCCUCCUCACCCUGCCUAUUUGGGCCAUAAACACUGCAACAGGAUACCACUGGCUCUUUGGAGACUUCCUAUGUAAAGCCAUUGCUGGUAUGAUUCUCCUUAAUCUAUAUACUAGUAUUUUUUUCCUCACUGCUCUCGCUAUUGACCGGUAUCUGGCCAUCGUUCAUCCCGUCAAGUCCCGACGGUCCCGUACGGUGGUGUAUGCCCGUGUGACGUGCAUCUUGGUUUGGGUAGUGGCUUUUCUUUUAAGCCUUCCCACAGCCGUUAUCCGUAGGACCCAUUUUAUCCAGCAUAACAAUGUCACUGUAUGUGGCAUCCUAGAUGGAGAUCUUGGCAAUGUGCUGGCAGCUCUCAGUCUGAUGAAGAGUGUUCUUGGGUUCCUUCUGCCCAUCACCAUCAUCCUCACGUGCUACUGUCUGAUCGGUCGGUCUCUGCUCAAAGCACGGGACAUUCAGAGGAAUUCGAGAUCGAAAGAGGACGAGGUGUUGAGCAUGCUGGCCGCUGCCGUGCUGUCGUUUUUCCUUUGCUGGACACCACAUCAGAUCUUCAACUUCAUGAACAUGCUUGUUCAGCUUACAGUGAUCACCAACUGCGAUGUCAUUGAUAUCAUUGACACUGUAAUGCCGUUCACCAUUUGUAUUGCCUUUUUUAACAGCUGCAUGAACCCAAUCCUAUAUGGUUUUGUUGGGCAGAACUUUCGCAGGAACUUGCUGAAGCUCUUGAGGUGUUCCUCAACGGCUGUGGCCUCUCACCCCACCCUCAGUACCAAGAUGAGCACUCUCUCGUAUCAAGCCUCGGAGUCAUUUCACCUCUCCGUCCAUAAACCGUCCUCACUACCUCAAGCCACAUGAGAUAAACAGGAAGUGAAUGAAUCUCCAAUGAAUAAUCUUUCUAAACUCACUGAUUCAAUUCAGAAGGUGACUCUUGCUUAUUGUGUCGUCGCUUGAUACUAAAAUGGGAACAAAAUAUAGUGAUUCAUCUUUUUGUCUUUUAGGGCAUUGUGUCCUCAGUGUAAAUAUACUGCAAAGGAUUCAUUAUUGACAUGCUGGUAUGUGUACAUUUUAUCCAGCAACAUUAUACUGUAUAUAAGUGUUAACUUUUUCACUUUUUACUUUCGCCAAAGGACCAAAACUUUCUGAAAAAACUAAAUUUAUAUCUCAUCCAUCUAAGCAGUUACAGUGUGAAUGGUCUAUGCCGAAUAUUGUGAAAUGCUGUAUUUUUUUCACCAGUGUGAUGAAUGAAUGAAAUUUUAAUCAGUCUACACAUUGAACAGCAUUAUGUUUACUGUUUUUAAUCCAACAUGGGUUCCUGUGUCUCAUAGCUCCACUGAACAGGCCAGGGGUUUACAAACUUUUUUGUCACAUACCCCUAAAUAUAAUGAUUUCCUUCCGAGAGACCUCCUUUAUAAUUUAUAUAUAACUUAAAUAUUUUAUACAUUACCUUAAUAUUAAAUGAACAAUACAUUUCUAUAAACUGCAUUAUUUCCUACAAAUGUAACUACACUAUUGACAGUUAUAAUUUUGUUAUUCAUUUAUUAAUUCACUAUAAUAGUCUCAUGAUUUCUGACCAGUCUUAAGAAAGCAGAAUGAAACAGUGAUAGUGUCAAAUUCUGUCAUUUUAUUUAUUUAAACAAAUGUAUUUAAUUUACUAUUUUUACACUAUUUUUCCACAAACCUCCUAGCACUCCCUUGUGGCACUCUGAGGGUCCCUGGACCCUAGUUUGAAAACCCCUGGAUUAGACUUUGGCAUGGGAUCUAACAAGAUAUGGUAGUUUUCACAUAUGUUGUGACAUCAUGGUCACUGACGUUUACUCUUGGUACGAUCUAUCAUAAACGUUUAUCAUAAACUGAUAAACGUUUUAUUUUUAUUUUACCACUUAAUUAUUUAGUAUUCCACACAGGCUCUUAUUAAUGGUAAAACUGUUUAUUCUUCUGAAAAAUGGUAUUUUGCAACAUGCUGUUCUAUAUAGGCCUAAUGUACUUGAGUCUAAAAUUGUAUGUUAAAAUGUGUCUUUUAACAGCAAAGCAAAAAUGUAAUUUAUUAAGUAUCCUCAGCGUAAUGAAUAAUUGGGGAUUUUUUUUUUAUCACUAGAUAAAAUCAAAUGAAAACGCAAAGGAGACACAAUUCAAUUGUUACUGCUAUGAUACAAAAGAGGAACUUCCAGCUGCAUUUGAACAUGAACUGAAACCUUUGUUACAU
Carassius carassius (crucian carp) is the source of this 2667-nucleotide messenger RNA. Its product is annotated as type-1 angiotensin II receptor-like. The transcript is spliced from 2 exons. The record is from RefSeq and is a predicted model, not a curated record. Gene Ontology annotation, molecular function: angiotensin type II receptor activity. Gene Ontology annotation, biological process: immune response; regulation of vasoconstriction; G protein-coupled receptor signaling pathway. Gene Ontology annotation, cellular component: membrane. NCBI's taxonomy places the organism in Eukaryota, Metazoa, Chordata, Actinopteri, Cypriniformes, Cyprinidae. The coding region runs from base 246 to 1319 and encodes 357 amino acids.